Molecule: messenger RNA, 2497 nt
Organism: Linum trigynum
Lineage: Eukaryota; Viridiplantae; Streptophyta; Magnoliopsida; Malpighiales; Linaceae
Source: the annotation of a GenBank genome assembly
CUUUAAGCCUGCUAUCAUAGUUAUCACAAAUUCGAGUAAACCACCUAGUACAAAUUUCUAACUCUGUCACUGUUCAUAUUUAUGCGAACCGUUAUCUACGGUUGAAAUUUCAAGUGUUAUAUGUGCACCUGUCUGACAGUUGAAAUUGUAAGGAUGUUUGACUUGUGUAAUGUUAAGGACACUUAUGACCUAGCACCACCGGCAAAUAGUGAAAUUGCGCGAUCAAGCAAAUAUUUUGGCACUAUAAUAGUCGAAGAACAGAGCUACAUCUCUACGUUAAUGCCCAUUUUAAAACUAAUUUAAUUAAUCAUGGAGUAAAGCGAAGUAGUUCCUGGUACAUAAGAGCCAAAAGACCGCAAAGUUGCAAGGUUCAUGCCUUGAGGAAAAUGCAAGCUUAGAGUUAAUUAAGCUAAACGUUAAGGCUAAUGGUUGUUUAAGGCUAACCAAAUAACCAUUUCACCGGAGGGUAGUGACAACAAAACUAAAAAAGCGAAGCUAUUACAACUCGUAGGAAAUAAAGACAGGGUUUUUUUAGCCACCAUAUGAGCUAUCUUAUUGUUCUGCCUACGUACCCACAAAUCUAAUUCGAAACUCAGGGGAAGACAACAAGAGAAGCUGAAUUUCUUCAAGUGGGGCGCCACCAACAGCAUCCCGAACUUCAUUGACCUUCACGUUGUCAAUAAUGACCUUCGCAUCGCCUUCGAUCCACACCGCGUCCAACCCACACAGGCUUGACACCACCUGAUUGCAUCCCGUAGCGCCAAGAGCUCCACAAGCAACGAAUUUUGAAGACUACGGUAGCACAUCUCGUGAGCACCCACCACAGUACCUAACAUUUCUCGUAGCACCAAUCCAGCCGUCGCGUGGGAACCCGCACAUACAACCUCGUCAAAGGAACAAACUAUAUUCGUCGAAGAAUACCCUUCAUUUUCAUUAUUACCUGCCACAGCUGCCGGUACUGCCAAGCAAGCGUCACCACCCCUUCCCUCCUGGACUUGUAAGCAUUCCUCUACCUGAAAAAAGAAACUGAAGUAUGAGGAUACUAUGGAGAGCCUGUAUGCCUUCGAAGGCCACCUCAUUCCUCACCUUCCAAACUCUACAUAACAGCAAGGUUCAAAAAGGCGCUAGGUGCAAGGCGGGUGUUGAGUCUUUUCCUAGCGCCUAGCUCGUCUAGGCGUAGACUAAGCGUGACUGUGAAGAAAAAAAAUGGGUAAAUUGCAAGGUUGGUCACUGAAAGUGCUAAAAUAUUCACGCUUGGUCACUAAAAGAAUUUUAUUCCAUUCGUGAUCACUGAAAGUAGUUAACGUUUCACGAUUGGUCACUCUCCGUUAGUUUCCAUUAACACCGUUAGUGGUUUGCUACCGUGGCAACCAAAAAUGCUUCUUCAUCCAAUUUUGACCUGGCACCUAAUAAAACCGGACAUGCCACGUCAAUUUUACCCACCACAUCACAUUUCCCAACCCAUGACCCAAACCUCCUUAUUGACCCGCCCGACCUAAAACUCUAUUGGCCGAAAAGGACAUGGAAGAAGGAGCUUCAAUCUUCCAAUUCCAAUUCCAAAUCCCAGCCGAGGGGAGCAUCUACUUUUGAUUGUCGAUGCUAUGGUGACCAGCUCUUCCUCGAAGCCGAUCGCCCCUUGCCUCCUCCCGUAAACCCAAGUACUCCCAAACCCAGAACAUGGUGGAACGCCAAAACUGAUACUUUCCCAAACACGAAGGCGCUGCUGCUUCUAUUCGGGAACACAGAUUGUCAACGAACAUAUCGAAGAUGCAAUCCGCCGCCCAGAUUUGUCACCGGCGAAGACAGAGGCUAGCAACCUCCCUUGGAUUCGGGCCCCGACUGUCCCUGGAGUUAGUUUUGCUCGUCGAGUCUGAAAUCGACGGGGCAAAGAGGCGAUUCUCCCAGAUCCAGCUCGACCAGAGAAGGCUGCGGGAUAUUCUUGAAGGUCCAAUCAGCGUCGGCGUGGUGCGGGAAUGGAGUGCGCAGGUGAAGUUAUCAAUGGUUGGGGAGACGGAGACGAUAACAACAACACUUCUAGGAGAGACGGAUGGCAAUAUCCCCUGGCCCUGGGGGUCCCAUCUUGAGAAGAUAAUGAGCAGCGCCAUGUGGAGGUCGGGUGACGGCGAGGAAGAGUUGCGGAGAAGGAUGCUUGGGUGACGGAGGGUAGCAGACGACGGCGAGGAGGAGGCGCAUCUCAAACAGAGGAAGAAGAAGAGGAAGGUUGAGAAGAGAUGGGGGAGAUCGAGGGAUGUGUAGAGGAAUUAAAAAAUUGGGUUCCUUCAAUUUUUUUGCUUAGGUCAGGGGUUGAAUUGGGUUGGGUCAUGAUGUGGCAGGUCGAGUUUUAUGACGUGGCAGGUUAAAAUUGGAUGAAUCGUCAUUUUUGGUUGCCACGUCAGCAAACCACUAACGGUGUUAGUGGAAACUAACGGAGAGUGACCAAUCGUAAAACGUUAACUACUUUCAAUGACCACGAAUGGAAUAAAAUUCUUUUAGUGAC